This is a messenger RNA of Porites lobata, 918 nucleotides long. Lineage: Eukaryota; Metazoa; Cnidaria; Anthozoa; Scleractinia; Poritidae. The record is from the annotation of a GenBank genome assembly.
AUGUCAACUCGAGAUAAAUUAUCCGAUGACUGCUUCAUCGAUGUUCCUGUUCUUUUGCUUCGAGGCGAAGGCAGCACUCUCUUGUCCAUUGCCGUUACAAACGUCCUGCUCAUGUUGACAGCUAUUUGGGGAAACGUUUCGAUCCUUCUUAGCUUCGUCCUGUCGUCUUCAUUACGAUCGACGUCGAAUUUUCUCUUAUUAGGAUUGGCCUUAACGGACCUUGGGGUUGGUCUUGUGGUUCAUCCAUUAUACGUUCUCGUUUUACUUAGCCUUUACAACAACAGUAUCCCUCCUUGCGCAGUGGUUGCCGUUUAUAGUAUAUCAACGUCCUUCUUAGCAGGUCUGUCACUUUUGUACAUAACUGUUAUUGGCACCGACAGAUACCUGGCACUUCGCCUGAACUUGAGAUACCGCGAGUAUAUAACCGAGAGAUGGAUAAACACUACACAGAUAGUUAUGUGGGUAACUAACGCUUUGCUCUGCCUGGUUUGGUUGAAAGGUUUUGAAGUUUACUCAACGCUAGCAGCCGUUGUCGUUGCCUUGUCACUUUUUCUAACAUUUGCCAUUUACAUAAAAUUGUACGCUAUUGUUAAAAGGCACAAAGCCCAAAUACAUAGCCAAAUGCUUACACAGACGGCCCAAUUUGACCUUGCUCGUUCAAAAAGACUCCGGAAAUCUGCUGUUAACACAUUCUACGUCUUUUUUACAUUCCUUCUCUGCUACCUGCCCUUCUUUGUCGCCACAGCGAUAAACAACAUGUCUAACACGAAAACAAAAGAGGGAGUUGCUAUCUACGAAUUUACUACGACAUUGAUGCUCUGUAACUCUUCUCUGAAUCCGCUAAUGUACUGUUUACGUCUGCGAGAAUUUCGAAAUGCGCUCAGUAGCACUUACCGCAGAAUAUUUUGUUUAGAUUAG